This is a messenger RNA of Triticum urartu, 1847 nucleotides long. RefSeq names its product catalase isozyme 1. Gene Ontology annotation, cellular component: peroxisome; cytoplasm; plasma membrane. The record is from RefSeq and is a predicted model, not a curated record. NCBI's taxonomy places the organism in Eukaryota, Viridiplantae, Streptophyta, Magnoliopsida, Poales, Poaceae. Gene Ontology annotation, molecular function: heme binding; catalase activity. Gene Ontology annotation, biological process: hydrogen peroxide catabolic process; response to hydrogen peroxide.
CCAACUAGAAAAGGCCGACCCGACCCGCCGCUUCCUUCGCCCAUCAGCUCUCUCUCUUCCUUCUUCCUCCCCCUCUCUCGACCUCAUCGCCCACCACCCUCCCCCAUCCGGACACGCGAGCGCCCGGGUCGCCGGCGCCGGCCAUGGAUCCCUACAAGCACCGGCCGACGAGCGGGGCCAACUCCGGCUACUGGACCACCAACUCCGGCGCGCCCGUCUGGAACAACAACAACGCCCUCACCGUCGGCCAGCGAGGACCUAUCCUUCUUGAGGAUUACCAUCUGAUUGAAAAGCUUGCACAGUUUGACCGGGAGCGUAUCCCUGAACGUGUUGUUCAUGCACGGGGAGCCAGUGCUAAGGGGUUCUUUGAGGUGACUCAUGAUGUUUCUCAGCUCACUUGCGCUGAUUUCCUCCGGGCUCCUGGGGUUCAGACCCCGGUUAUUGUCCGGUUCUCUACCGUUGUGCAUGAGCGUGGAAGCCCUGAGACCUUGAGGGAUCCACGUGGUUUUGCAGUGAAGUUCUACACCAGAGAGGGUAACUUUGACCUUGUUGGGAACAAUAUGCCUGUGUUUUUCAUCCGAGAUGGGAUGAAGUUCCCUGACAUGGUCCAUGCUUUCAAGCCAAGUCCAAAGACCAACAUGCAGGAGAACUGGAGAAUAGUUGACUUCUUCUCGCACCACCCGGAGAGUCUGCACAUGUUCACCUUCCUCUUUGAUGAUGUUGGCAUUCCACUCAACUACAGGCACAUGGACGGUUUUGGUGUCAACACCUACACCUUAAUCAGCAGGGAUGGAAAGGCGCACCUUGUUAAGUUCCAUUGGAAGCCUACAUGUGGUGUGAAGUGCCUCUUAGAUGAUGAAGCCGUUACUGUAGGAGGCACCUGCCACACCCAUGCCACAAAGGACCUGACUGAUGCUAUUGCAGCUGGGAAUUACCCAGAAUGGAAGCUUUUCAUUCAGACCAUUGAUGCUGAUCAUGAGGAUAAAUUUGACUUUGACCCUCUUGAUGUCACCAAGACCUGGCCAGAGGAUAUCAUCCCACUGCAACCAGUUGGACGGAUGGUGCUCAACAAGAACAUUGAUAAUUUCUUUGCAGAAAAUGAACAACUUGCUUUCUGCCCAGCAGUCACUGUCCCUGGAAUCCACUACUCUGAUGAUAAGCUGCUCCAGACAAGGAUUUUCUCCUAUGCUGAUACCCAAAGGCACCGUCUCGGUCCAAACUACUUGAUGCUUCCUGUGAAUGCCCCGAAAUGUGCUCACCACAACAACCAUCAUGAUGGCUUAAUGAAUUUCAUGCACAGGGAUGAGGAGGUGAACUACUUCCCUUCAAGGUUUGAUCCUACUCGUCAUGCUGAACAGUACCCUAUCCCUCCUCGCGUUCUAUCUGGCUGCCGGGAGAAGUGCAUCAUCGAAAAGGAGAACAAUUUCAAGCAGGCUGGCGAGAGAUACCGUUCCUUCGACCCUGCCAGGCAAGACCGUUUCCUACAGCGCUGGGUUGAUGCGCUCACUGAUGCUCGUGUUACCCAUGAAAUCCAGGGCAUCUGGGUCUCAUACUGGUCACAGUGUGACGCAUCCCUCGGGCAGAAGCUGGCAUCGCGGCUCAAGAUUAAGCCGAGCAUGUAGAUGGAAAAGGAGGAGGGAACCAGUUGCUCACCCGCUUCGGUUGGCGUCCAUCGAGCCAAGGAGGGUGCAGCAUGAACUGAAUCUGUCUCUGUGUGGGUGUAGCCAUGAAUAAAAAUGUGUAAUGAAUAUUGUAUGUAAUACCCAUGAUGGUGGGUGUUGUGAUACAGUUCGUCUGUCGUAUUGUGUCUGUGCAAAAGAGAAAAUAAAAGACAAUGUGUUGGUUAA